ACAGACAAAAGUGUCCCUUCCGGCCCUGUCGGGACUUCUCGUCAAAAUAAACUAAUUUGGUAUAUAAGAGUGUGAAGCUGUUCAAAGAUGUCAAACCCUUUCAACCUUAGAAAAAGCGACAAUGUACGCCUCAAGUCUUGCUGUUCUUCUCCUGGUCGCCAUGGCUAGCGCCACUGGUGGAUAUGGCGGUGGUUAUGGUGGUGGUUACGGCGGUGGAUACGGCGGUGGUUACGGAGGCGGUUUUGGAGGCUUCGGGGGUGGCCUUGGUGGUUUUGGAGGUGUUGGUCUCGUAGGCAUUGGUAACAUUGGCGGCUGGGGACGUGGAGGUGGAUACGGCGGAGGAUACGGAGGCGGAUACGGAGGUGGAUACGGAGGUGGAUACGGAGGUGGUUACGGAGGCGGAUACGGAGGAGGAUAUGGUGGAUACGGCAAAGGAGGUGUUGGAAUUUUGCCCGUUCUUGGAGUCGGUGGAGGAUUUGGAGGAUCUGGCUAUGGUGGAAAGGGCUACUAGACGUACUAAAAAUAAGACCUUAUGACUCAGUCUCGAUACUCAAUAAAGUCAUUGAUGGUUAAACAUA
Molecule: messenger RNA, 578 nt
Organism: Biomphalaria glabrata
Lineage: Eukaryota; Metazoa; Mollusca; Gastropoda; Planorbidae
Exons: 3
Coding region: 122-511 (129 amino acids)
Source: RefSeq, a predicted model, not a curated record